AUGACGCUACAUCAGCGUCAAAUAUUUUUGCUAUUUAUAUUCCUAUUGUUACGGCAUUCUCGAACUGUACCCUCAGGGAAGUCUCCAAAACUUAGAAGCUGGAAAUUAGGUGAUACUGGCGUCUGUUCCGGCACGAACAAUGGCCGCUCAUUAGCCGGGUCUGAAAAUCGUAUACAGGAUCUCACAACGAUGUACGAAAAUUGCACACGAGUCUACGGUAACGUCGAAAUCACUCAUCUAACAAAGACGACGUUGACAAAUUGGACAGAUGCCGAUUUUAGCCGGAAAAUGAAGAUAUUCGAACAUAUACAAGAGAUCAAGGGAUACCUUUUGAUCUACAACGUCGAUAUUCGAAGCAUUGAUUUUCCAAACUUGAAAAUUAUUUGGGGUGAUGAUUUGUUGGAUGAUAGCAGCGCUCUAACUUUGAGUAGCAACCUUGAGCUGAAGGAGCUGCGAAUGCCAAAAUUACGAGCGAUUCAUAAAGGGAAUGUACGCAUCGAAAACAGCACUUUCUUGUGUUAUCUUCAGUCAAGAGUUAACUGGAAUGAGCUGCUCGAAGAUGAUGCUGCUAACCGCAUGUUUACUUCCGAUUCGGCGUUUCGACAAUGCAACCCAUCUUUGAUGAAAUGUACGGGCUGUGAACAUUGUUGGAGUGGGAAGCAGAAAUAUUGCCAAGAAGAGUAUCGAUCCGUUUGCGGUGAUAAAUGUGCUUCUCGUCAAUGCUAUCUACCGGCUAACUCCAGCGACUACGAAUGUUGCCACGAAGCUUGUACUGGUGGUUGUACAGGACGUGGUGCUCAUCAGUGUGUGGCUUGUCGAGAGUUAAGCUUGGAUGGUGCAUGCGUCCACCAGUGUCCGCCUAUGAUGGUACACGAUCCAAAGAGAGGCAUGCUUAUCCCGAACCCUAAAGGACGUUACGUUUACGAUCGAUAUUGUGUGGAAGAGUGUCCCAAAGAACUGUUGGUAGAAAGAGAUGCUUGUGUUCGUCAUUGUUCCGAAGGAUCACAUCAUGAUAUGACAAAGGAUUCAAGAAGGUGUGAACCAUGUAAAGGAGUCUGUCCAAAAGUAUGCCAAGUAACAAAAGCGUUAACUGGUUCAAUUCUACGCAAUCUUACUGGAUGUGAAGAAAUUGACGGAUUCAUUGAUAUUCAAGACUCGAAGAUGAGGUCGAGUAUAGACGGUUUUACCACCGACGAUCUGAAAGCGCUGAAGUCCGUUCGUAUGAUUUCGGAGUAUGUACAAAUGGCGACACAGACGGUUUCGCCACGAAAUUUGUCAUUCCUUGAGAACCUUGAGUUCAUCGAAGGCCGAAGCCUAGUGACGUCCAAAUUUGCACUUGCGAUCAACAAAAACGACAAUCUCGAACAACUCGGGUUACGUAAGCUGAAGAAAAUCAAAGCUGGAAGCGUUAUCAUCACCGAAAACCAUGGAUUGUGUUAUGCACAAACGAUCAAAUGGGAACGGAUCAUUGCUUCCACUGCUCAAGCACUCAUCACUAAGAAUAUGGACCGAAAGUGUGAGCAACGUGAAAGGGUUUGUGAUCCGACAUGUGAUCCAGCAUUAGGAUGUUGGGGACGAGGUCCAACAAUGUGUACCAAGUGUCGGUAUUGGCAGCUGAAUGACACAUGUGUUAAAGAGUGUCCAAAAGAAGGAUACUACCAAGAUCGCACCACAAAGAAAUGUUUACCUUGUUAUGAAGAAUGCCUUACUUGUAAUGGUCCAUCUGAACAUGACUGUCUCACGUGUCGGCACGUUCAGUUGGUCACAGACGACGAAUUGACCUGUCUGACUGAAUGUGCUAUCACCCAUUACCAGGAUGGGGACGAAUGCAAGCCAUGUCACAAAAGCUGUUCCAACCUCACAUGUACUGGUCCUGGAGAUCACCUUGGAGACGAUGGUUGCAUGGAGUGUCUUUACGCGCAGGUAUCGGAAGAACAUGAGGUCAUUCGAUGUAUUGCUGCUCCUUCAAUGCAGGAAGCGUGUCUCAACGUUCCAGGACAUUAUCCAUCUACACAACCGAUAAAAGGAAUUAGACUAGUGCAUUGCGAUCCAUGCGAUGACCAAUGCGCUUCAUGUACUUCAUCUGGACGAAACGCCAUUGCUAAUGGAUGUGUUUGCAAAGGUUACGCUAAUGAGAUGAUGAGGGAUUCGAUAUGUUUCGACAGAUGCUUCGAGUCACAUUACAUGGCGCAACCACGAAAUGGAACACGCCCUGGAGUAUGUAGCAGUUGUCAUCAUCUAUGCGAUCGUGGCCAUGGUUGCACAGGACCAUCAGCAGCUGAGUGCACUUUGUGCAUGCAUGCUACUAUACCUGGAGAACCUAAUGAAUGCGUGACUGAAUGUCCGGAAGAAUUUCCGUUCAUAGAUGAUUUCAAGAUGUGCCAUAAAGUUGACUUGAAAAAGGAGCGUGAGAGACGCUCAAAGAUAAUUGCAACCGUUCUUGUUAUUGUAUUCACAGUGCUAGUAAUUGCAAUGCUUAUCGUCUGCAUGCGUUGUCGCACAUUCAAGCGGAAAUUGCUCAAGGAACAAAUCAGCAAUUACGUCGACAUACCAGAGAUGACUCCCAUUGAUCCUUCUAUCCGCUCCAAUAUGAGUCGUGUGAAUUUGAUCACUGCAGGAGAGUUGCAGACAAAAGGAGCACAGCUGGGGGCUGGUGCAUUUGGAGUUGUUUAUGCAGGCUUUUGGUUCCCAAAAGGAAAAGGCAAGAUUAAAGUUCCGGUUGCAAUAAAACUGGUCAAAGGCACCUGUACGGGAAAAGAAGAGUCAGAAAUGCUGAACGAAGCAAUGCAGAUGUCCUCACUACGUCAUGAACAUCUUUUGAGACUAGUAGGAAUUUGUCUUCAGGAGGAAGGAAUACAAUUGGUGACACUUCUUCGUCCACUAGGAAAUCUGCUGAAUUUCCUCAAAAAACACAAGGCUCAUCUUUGCGGAAAAGAUUUACUGUUAUACUGUUAUCAAAUAUCUUCUGCAAUGAAAUAUCUCUACGAACAUCGCGUGAUCCACCGUGAUUUGGCUGCAAGAAAUGUUCUUGUGAAGAGGCACAAUCACGUGGAAGUAACUGACUUCGGUUUGGCGAAGCUUCUCGACUAUGGUCAGGAAAAGGUGAAAGUGAUGGAAGGCAAAGUAGCAAUUAAAUGGCUAGCACUGGAGUCAUUGAGAGAUCAGAGUUACACACAUCGUACAGAUGUAUGGGCUUUCGGUGUAACAUGCUGGGAGAUUCUUACGUUUGGCCAGAGUCCUUAUCAAGGGAUGGAUAUAUGUUCGAUCAAGAACUUCCUCAAGGAAGGCAAUCGUCUGUCGCAACCAAACAACUGCUCAUCCGAACUUUAUCAAGUGUUAUUGCAGUGUUGGAUGGCAAAUCCAGACUCGAGACCAACCUUCACAAUGUUGCACGAGCGUUUCCAGAAUUUCUGUCGAAUUCCUCAUCUUUACGUUGUGGACCAAACUACGCCUCAAGCUUUCAUCGAGACGGAAAGCCAACGAGAUUUAUUGCGAGAACUGCUGAACGAUUCGGAGAAUGAUUUCACAGAUCCGUUGAACUACUUUGAAACAUGUGAAAAUCCUGAAACGCCGACAAGUGAUUUUGAAGGGCCGUUUGCACCACGAAAUGUACUACGAUUACAGUCAACAAGUUCGCAUAGGUAUCAGACGGAUCCGAUGAUUCGACCGACUGUGCGAGCGACCGAGCUUGGUAUGGAUGAUGGAAAUUACUUAAUACCAAAUGCAAAAUUAAUGAAUGAGCAACAUGCAACUUUGUAUACGCCCGUUGUAGUGAACGAAAAUGGAGCAACAGAGUUGGUAAACAGUCAUGACUACUACAAUGAGGCUAAAGGCAAAUCGGAUUAUUACAACGACGUGGUUGGUAUUCGACCAUCAGAGCAGCUGGUACAGAUCAAAGAGGAGAACUUAGAAGAUGCUGAGAAGGAGAGCUGUUUAUGA
Messenger RNA from Necator americanus (New World hookworm), 3939 nucleotides. RefSeq lists its product as uncharacterized. The record is from RefSeq and is a predicted model, not a curated record. The coding region runs from base 1 to 3939 and encodes 1312 amino acids. NCBI's taxonomy places the organism in Eukaryota, Metazoa, Nematoda, Chromadorea, Rhabditida, Ancylostomatidae. Gene Ontology annotation, cellular component: signaling receptor complex; basal plasma membrane; plasma membrane. The transcript has 35 exons. Gene Ontology annotation, biological process: multicellular organism development; positive regulation of kinase activity; neurogenesis. Gene Ontology annotation, molecular function: transmembrane receptor protein tyrosine kinase activity; ATP binding.